AUAAUAUUAUUUAUGAUUGCUUUGGAUAAAAAACCAUUGAAAGAAUUUUCACUGAUAAUGCUGAUAACAUUGACAGCAUUUUUUCUCAUCUUUGUUACAUUUGACAUAUUUUGGCAGUUAACUGGAAGACAAAUGCAUGAUUCACCAAUUUUUUUGGUAUCAUUUAUGGGUAUGAUUUUUUUUGGUGUAGCUGGUAUUUUACUAGCUGCUUGGUGUAGUUCUCAUGUGUUAGAUUUUUGGGCAAUUCCAUGUACCCUGGGGCUUUGUUUUAUCAAUAGUAUAUUAUGUUUUGUUGAAGUAUUACAAUUAUUCGCAUUUUGGAAACAGAGAAUGUCUUCUUGUUAUCCAUUAUCAUCACGUGGACCACCAACAGAAACAUUAUUUAGCAAAGCUGGUCAUUUUGCAUACUCAAACAACCAGAUUGACACAUGUGAAAUGGCAACAAGUGUUAGUGGUGGUGUUUGUAUUGAUCCUAAAAUUGAUCUAGUUGUGGCUGAACAUGGUGCAAGAAAAAUAAAUUUAUGUAAAAGACGUCAGUACUUGGAUAAACAUGUUAGUGUACCUGAAUUUGCUAUUGUAACAACAACACAAGUACAAACAGAAAGUGGUGCAACAAGUCCAGCUGAAGCUCAGACAACAAGAACUGAGUAUAAAGAAAGUUUGAUUCAAACUCCAGAUGAAUCACAUCUUACAACUUCAUGUCGUUCACCACUUUCAACACAAGCAACAUCUUUUCCAGGUCAUUGUACUUCUGUUUGUCCUGCAUCUGUUGUUAUUCUUCGAAGUGGAAAUACUUGUUGUGGAUCCUGCAAUUGUGGAGGACAACAUUGUGAAAAAUCACCACAACUUCAUUAUCUCAAUGAAUCACAGGAUCAAACUUUUUUUAGCAAUUUAAAUGCAACAAAAAAUCAGUGGGUUGAAACAUCACAAGAUACAAAUUUACCAGAAACAAGUGAUAACAGCAAUAGGGCUUCUGGCCCAUUUGUGUUACCAAAAUCAAUACGAACAUCUCUUGCACAACCAAGAAAAACUCAAACAACUCAAACACAAGUUUAUCGGAAUAAAUCAACAAAUAAAUCAGAUGACAGUACAAGUGAUAAAGUAGAAAGAAAAAGAUCAAAGUCCAAAUCAACUCCAGAUCAAACACCAAAUGAAUCAACAAAAAGUUCACUAUCAAAAACACCAGAAAUAUUAUCAAAAAAAAGUGAUAGAUCAAUAAUUGAUUUACCAAUUGAAGAACAUGAACAAAAAACAUUAGAAAUUGAAGAAAAAUUAAAAGAAUCAUUAUCAAAAACAAGUAGUAAAAGAAUAAAACCAUUGUACAGAGAAAAACCAUCAAAAAGUCAACGUACAAGUGAUGAUAUUGAUGAAUUAAAAUUAUCAUAUCAUUCAAUUAAUAAAUUAAAUUAUGAAAACAUUGAUUAUGAUCAAGAAAUAAGACCACGUGAUGAAAUUUCAUGGUUAAGUGGUUUUGAAGAGUCUAAAGAUGAUACAGAUGAUAAAUUUGAGCCAGAAAGUUUAGAUAAUUCAAGAAGAACAACAACAACUAGUUCAAAAAAAGCUCAAUUUUAUCAAAGAAGUAAUGAAUCUAAACGUGAUAGUGAUAAAUUUGAACCAGAUAAUUUAGACAAUUCAAGAAGAACAACUGUUGGAUCAAGACAAGCUCAAUCUUAUCAAAAAAGUAUUGAAUCUAAACGUGAUAGUGAUAAAUUUGAUCCAGAGAGUCUUGAUGCAUCAAGAAGAACAACUGUUGCUUCAAGACAAGCUCAGUCUUAUCAAAAAAGUAUUGAAUCUCAACGUGAUACAGAAGAGCUUGAUCCAGAGAGUCUUGAUGCAUCAAGAAGAACAACUCUUGCUUCAAGAAAAGCCCAGUCUUUUCAAAGAAGCAGUGAGUUAAAACGUGAUACAGAACAAUUUGAUCCAGAAAGUAUUGAUAGUUCAAGAAGAACAACUGCUGGUUCAAGACAAGGUCAGUCUUAUCAACGAAGCAGUGAAUCAAAACGUGAUACAGAACAACUUGAUCCAGAGAGUAUUGAUAGUUCAAGAAGAACAACUAUUGGUUCAAGACAAGCUCAGUCUUUAUACAAAAACAAUGAAUCAAAACGUGAUACAGAACAGCUUGAUCCAGAGAGUAUUGAUAGUUCAAGAAGAACAACUGCUGGAUCAAGACAAGCUCAGUCUUUAUACAAAAAUAAUGAAUCAAAACGUAAUACAGAACAAUUUGAACAAGAUAAUUUAGAUAAUUCACGAAGAACAACUGAAUCUGGAUGGACUCAAUCUUCCCAAAGAUCCAAUGAAUCAAAACGUGAUACAGAAAAUACAGAUAAUUCACGAAGAACAACAGUUAGUUCAAGACGAACACCUCAAUCAUUUCAAAGAAGUAUUGAUACAGUAACAUCACCAAUAAAAUUACGAUCAUCAACAAGCUAUACACUACGACAAGAGACACCAAGAUUAUCAAGUGUUGAUGAAGGAAGUCCACAACAAAUAGGUUAUUCAUCAAAAACACCAAGUAGAAUAUCACUUGUUCAAAGAGAUGAUGCUGAAUUUAUUGGAUCAUUUCAUGCACCAAUUAUGGAGUCACUUGAUGAAGCCAACGAAGAACAGCAGUCAACGCUUGAGCAAGAUGAGGAGGAUAAUAUUGAUGAUAAUGAUGAACAUGAAUUUUUGAUUGAACAAGAAUUUAUUGAUGAUGAUGAAGAUGAAGAUAAAGGUGAUGAUGAUGAUGAUGAAGAUGAAGGUGAUGAUGAUAAUAUUUAUUAUGAAAAAUCUCGUUGUCCCAAUUAUCAAACGUCAACUGAAAGUUCAGAUCAUGAAUAUUAUGCCGAAUUAAUUGGCAUAAUGGAAUUACCAUGUGGUUGGGGUUGCUCAACUCCAUGCACACAUCAUAAAGUUUCAAUGUCAAAUUCAAAGGUUAUAUCACCAGUUUGUCAUUUAUCAUAAUAUUUGUUUGUACAUAUUGUAGAACUUAAAAAAAA
Molecule: messenger RNA, 2978 nt
Organism: Aphidius gifuensis
Lineage: Eukaryota; Metazoa; Arthropoda; Insecta; Hymenoptera; Braconidae
Product: myb-like protein X
Exons: 11
Coding region: 13-2943 (976 amino acids)
Source: RefSeq, a predicted model, not a curated record